UGACGUUUCUCUUGACAGUGUGUCGAACUUAUUAGGCAUAACAAUGCGACGUGGAAGUAGCAGCAAUUUGUUAAAUUUCUAAUAGAAAAAAGAUUUCGGGAAUAAAUUCAGCUAUGGCACCGACAAAACGGCCCAACGAUUUCCUUCUGGCGAGAGUUAACUUUCCGUUAUAUACCGUGGAAAUGCUAACAAAUCGCCAUUGCCUGGUAGCUGGUGGUGGAGGCUCAUCAAAAACUGGUGUUGCUAAUGGAUUUGAAAUCUACGAAAUCUAUCACAACGGUAGACAUUUCGUAGCCGAAGAAGUGAUACGUCACGAAACGGGUGCCAAUGUUGUUAUGAAUUGUGCAGUGACCAGUGAUGAAAGACGAUCGUAUGUUGUUGCCGGCCAGGAGUCGCACUGUCAAAUGUACUUAGUCAAUUUGAAAGUGGUGGAUGAGGACGAAAUGGCCAAAUCGAAACCGACAACCGAAGACAUUCUAAGACGACGGAAGAGUUCAGCAAAACCAUCCGGUGUCGAGCCGAUUCGUUCAAAGUCCGCCGAUGUCAAUGCAAAUACAAAACACAUCAAAUUCGAAAUACAGCCGGGCGAUUCCGUUCAAACGGACUUUACUGCUGUCGAUCCACUGCAGCGUGUUGUUAGAAUCAGUCCGAAUGGUAAGCUUAUGGCAACGGGCGGAACGGAUGGCGUCGUUCGUGUGUGGAAGUUUCCCAGAAUGACAAAAUUGAUGGAAUUCAAAAAGCACACAAAAGAAGUGGACGAUCUGGACUUUAGCCCGGACAGCAAAAAACUGGUGUCGAUUGCCAAGGACGGCCUUGGUGUCUUGUGGGACAUUGAGAAUGAAAAGGAAUGGAAACGAUUGACUUGGGAUCCACCAGAGGGCACCAAAUAUCUAUUCAAACGAUGUCGUUUCGGCAUCUACGAGGGUAAGGUUGGCAAAAGUCGCCUGUUUACGAUUGCGAAUCCAUUCGGGAAAGUUGGAAAGCAGCGUGGAUAUUUACAAGCAUGGGAUCCGGACACUGGUAGCUUAACGAAUUCCGUUGGCGUUGACGAAAGCCUGGCAUCGUUGGCGGUUCGUGACGAUGGUCGUUUUGUGGCUAUUGGUUCCAUGUUCAGUGGUUCUGUGUCGAUGUACAUUGCAUUCAGCCUACAGAAAGUCUUACACAUUCCCAAUGCUCAUUCGAUGUUUGUUACUGGACUUCAGUUCAUACCAAUGCACGGCGAUGGGCCACCUAUAUCGAGUAGUUCGGAAGCUGCUGUUGUAUCAAUUUCCGUGGAUAAUAAAGUUUGCAUUCACAGCUUACAGUACCGACAUACUAUACCAGCAUGGGUGGCCAUUGUGUUAAUUAUAGUUACGGUGUUUUUAAGUUUUGUGUUUUGCUCAUGGAUUGGAAUCUAGACGGAAUUUAUUUAAAACGAAAAAAGA
Bradysia coprophila is the source of this 1424-nucleotide messenger RNA. RefSeq names its product guanine nucleotide-exchange factor SEC12. Gene Ontology annotation, molecular function: protein binding; guanyl-nucleotide exchange factor activity. Gene Ontology annotation, cellular component: endoplasmic reticulum membrane. Lineage: Eukaryota; Metazoa; Arthropoda; Insecta; Diptera; Sciaridae. Gene Ontology annotation, biological process: endoplasmic reticulum to Golgi vesicle-mediated transport. The record is from RefSeq and is a predicted model, not a curated record.